AAUUACUUAAAAGUUUUGGUUAUGGUUUUGGAUUAGCCCAGGAAUUCCCCUAAAGCAACCAAUAGAAUGGGCUACUUGCAGGUAGUGCUGGAUACUAUUUGGGAGGUUGAGAGAAUAAUAAGAAAUUAUGGUAUAUAAACCCGUGUCUGGAGCUGAGAAGCCAGUUGCUCCAGAAUUCAAAAAGUUCCUCUAGAAGUUUUGAAGUUUCACUGGCAGAAGUUUUCGAGCUAUGAAGGUUUUUAAAAUCAGCAUGUUUACCAAUCCAACUCUAUUCUGCUUGACCAACGCCAAUCAUCACAAACUAUGAGCCCAGAAAGUCCUCUAAACGACACUUUUCUAAACUUGAACAUUUCCAGCAAUUCUUCAGAUACUGAACAUUACGUCCCUUACAAGAACAGGCCAGAAACCUACAUUGUUCCUAUAGUCUUUGCUGUCAUCUUUGUGGUCGGCUUAUUGGGCAAUGGAACACUGAUGGCCAUAUUCGUAAAGCAUAAAGUAAUGCGUAGUAUACCUAACACUUAUAUAAUCAGCUUGACUGCUGGAGACCUUCUAGUCAUCAUUGGAACGGUUCCGUUUGUAAGUACCAUUUACACUCUCGAAAGCUGGCCAUAUGGUGAGUUUGUGUGUAAGCUUAGCGAGUUACUUCGGGACGUGUCUGUUGGAGUAACAGCCCUGAAUUUGGUCGCUUUGAGUGUUGACCGAUAUACUGCCAUCGUUUUUCCACUCAGCAAGCAGUCCAGCAUACAUACCAAAAGCUUGACGGUUCUGCUUGCUGUUAGCAUCUGGUUCAUCGCUGUAAUCUUGGCCAUUCCAGGAUCAUAUUUCGCCUUUAUACUACAACUCGAUCUGCAGGGAAAAAUCAUAUCUGUAUGCUAUCCAUACCCUGAGUACAUGAUGCCUUGGUAUCCCCGCACCAUGGUGCUCAUUAAGUUUUUGCUAUUCUACACCUUGCCGCUGCUGUGCACUGGGAUAUUUUACUGUUUAACGGCACGCCACCUAAUCCGAAGUUCACAAAAUCUGGUAGGCAGGAAUCAUAGUCACGUCAAACAGUUGAGGGCUCGUGUGAAGGUUGCUAAAAUCGUUCUAAUUUUUGUGGUUCUCUUCGCCAUAUCCUUCUUACCGAGCCACAUGUUCUUGCUCUGGUUCUACUUCUACCCAAAUACUAUGGAAAAUUAUAAUGAUUUCUGGCAUGUCUGCAAAAUAGUGGGAUAUGUUCUUACAUUUGCAAACAGCUGCAUGAAUCCAGUUGCACUGUACCUGGUGAGUGGAAUCUUUCGCGGAUAUUUUCAGCAGUAUCUGUUUUGUUGUUUUUCUAACAAAACGCUAAGACGGAAACAUGGUCAUUCUUUAACUCUAAAAACGGUAAACACCACCUUCAUUGCUGACACUCCGCAAAGAAGACUUCAUGUAACCACCGAUCUUUAAGUCAAAGUUUUUUGAGAGAGUUCGUUCUAUGUUGAAACUUUAUUAAAAGAAACCACAUAGAACAUAACCAUGGAUGUUUAAAAUAAAGUUGAUCAACUCCACUAAUAAAACCCUGCUAUGAAGAGCUACAUUAUGUUUAACCACGAUUAAAUAUGUUAAACAUUACCUUAUUUGUUAGAAUAUUGCCAGUAUAAUCCAUGUUGAUUGUACCAUCUGAUUGCUAAUUUUGAGGAAGUUAAGCACUAUGUUCUUGUUAAAAUCCUGCUAAGAACAGAAACGUUGAAUGCGACCACUCUUCUCUGUUUAAACUCUAUUAAUAACAGUCAUUUUGAAUACAUCAUCUAUCUUUAAUGUAAAUACUAUCAACAUGAUAUUCUGUUGAAACUCUGUUUAGAGAAUAAAUCUUUAAUGCAGCCAUCGACCUUUAAGCGAAAGACUUCAAACAUGAAAUGUUUCCUGCUGAAGUUCUAUUUAGGGCUGCAACGUUGGAUAUAACCACUGAUCUUUAGUUGAAAGACUUCAAACAUGAAAUAUUUCCUGCUGAAGUUCUAUUUAGGGCUGCAACGUUGGAUAUAACCACUGAUCUUUAGUUGAAAGACUUCAAACAUGAAAUAUUUCCUGCUGAAGUUCUAUUUAGGGCUGCAACGUUGGAUAUAACCACUGAUCUUUAGUUGAAAGACUUCAAACAUGAAAUGUUUCCUGCUGAAGUUCUAUUUAGGGCUGCAACCUUGGAUAUAACCACUGAUCUUUAAUUGAAAGACUUAAAACAUGAAAUGUUUCCUUCUGAUGUUCUAUUUUGGGCUGCAACGUUGGAUAUAACCACGGAUAUUUAAUUUAAGGACCUUAAAUUUUAUCUUCUUCAUUGAAAUUCCGAUACAAUUAUGUUGACUGUUAACAGUACAUUGUUAAAACAAAGUGCAAUAAAUGCUCAAACGUACAAGAACUCGACCAUCAGACAAUUAAACUAUAUAAAUUAUUCUGAUACAAUGUUUUGACCUCCAGACAGUUCUGAAAACAAACACUUCGUAAGAUUCUUCGGUGAAACUAAGUCAACAUUCUCUACUCCUAGAAGAACUUUUAUAAAUCCUCAGUAUUUUGUCCUAAAAUACAUACAUCAAAUAUCUGGCCAUUGAGAACACCUAGUGGAUUUUCAAAGAAAUGCCAAGAUAUUGUUUAAUAUUUCAGCGUUUUUUAAAUCAGUUUUAAAUUGUGUAAUGUUGUAGUAGUAAAUUUCUUUUGUAUUAGUUUUAUCUUCUAAAAAUUACCAAACUCAAUCUUCUUUUAACUGAAUUAUUGAUGUAAAAUUCUUGCUUCUGGCAUUCUCUUAAAGAUUUG
Limulus polyphemus (Atlantic horseshoe crab) is the source of this 2760-nucleotide messenger RNA. RefSeq names its product neuropeptide CCHamide-1 receptor-like. Bases 304 to 1425 code for a protein of 373 amino acids. Gene Ontology annotation, molecular function: G protein-coupled receptor activity. Lineage: Eukaryota; Metazoa; Arthropoda; Merostomata; Xiphosura; Limulidae. Gene Ontology annotation, cellular component: membrane. Gene Ontology annotation, biological process: G protein-coupled receptor signaling pathway. The transcript has 2 exons. The record is from RefSeq and is a predicted model, not a curated record.